Messenger RNA from Alosa alosa (allis shad), 2306 nucleotides. RefSeq names its product interleukin 6 receptor (gene il6r). NCBI's taxonomy places the organism in Eukaryota, Metazoa, Chordata, Actinopteri, Clupeiformes, Clupeidae. Gene Ontology annotation, biological process: cytokine-mediated signaling pathway. The record is from RefSeq and is a predicted model, not a curated record. Gene Ontology annotation, molecular function: protein binding; cytokine receptor activity. The transcript is spliced from 10 exons. Gene Ontology annotation, cellular component: external side of plasma membrane. Bases 203 to 1810 code for a protein of 535 amino acids.
UACACAUGUAGUCUAUGUGACGACUGGGGAGAGCUUCAGGUGAGGGGGGGUUCGGGCUUGUGAGGCUAAUUUAGAGAACUGAAAUUGGAUCUUUGGGGUUUUAUGCCUUUCCUUGUCUAUUUGCCUGUAGCACCCGUGAAAAACUUUAGUUAACUAACCAUGGAUUUUUGACUGGAAAAGAGUUACGGCAGGAGGGAUUAUUAUGAUGAUCUGGACAAAGUUUGCAUCAUUAUGGUCAAUAUUGGUCGCGGCCGAAGUACAGUGUAACAUACAAUGUAACGUUACUUGGAGAGAACCCCUCCAUGACCUCCAUGAUGCCCUGGUGGUGAUUCCAGGUAGUGCGGUUAUCAUCAGUUGCUGUGGUGAUGUCUCUGUUAAUGGUGUGCCGAUGGUCAGGGGCACCUGCCCUGGAGUACAAGGAUCCGACUACGGACAGAUCACUACCAAAAACAUAAUGUUGUCGUCCAAUCACGGAUCAGACACUGUAGACUCACUGGAGACUAACCAAUUAGAAGGAGACGCCUUCACAUUAUACAACACGAAUGCUGGGACCGAUUAUGAGGCUGGAUCCAACUCUUCGGAAAUGGAUAAUGGGAGUCAGUGGAUGCUGAAUGGCCGACCAGUGCAAGGUGUCGGAAUGCCCUGGAGUUUGACGCUGCCAAGUUUUGGAUUGGCUGAUGCAGGGAACUACAGCUGCCACAGAGCUGGACGAUGGAUGAGCACACUCAGAAUGGACGUAGCAAAUUCUCUUGAGAGGCCCACUCUUAAAUGUCGGAGGAAAGAUCUGUAUAAGAGGAAGAUACGUUGUGACUGGAUGGCAAGUGGACCAGUCACCCAUGCACCAAGGUGCCACCUCAUCUUAAAGAGAAAGAGUUCCCCAGAACAAAGAGUGUCUUGCUGUCGGUAUUCCUCAAAGCGUUCUCGGUGCAGAUGCCUGGUUGGACCUGAGGCCCUUGAUACAGAUAGCAGUUUGUACAAUGCUAGGCUGUUUGUGACAAGCCCCUCUGGCAGUGGCACCAGUCCGUGGAUCAGCUUCACACCACAAAGUAUCUUGAAGCCGGAACCUCCUGGCAGAGUCAGUGUGAGGUCAGUGGUCGGUGUGGAGCGGAAACUGGAUGUGUUCUGGUCUUACCCCACGUCUUGGAAGAAAUGGAAUGACCACUAUCGUUUGAAGUUUGAGCUGAGAUACCACCCUGUGCUUGGGAAAAUGAAUCAGACUGUAGCGAUUCCGAGAACGUCACCACUGCUUUCCUGGACAAUUUUGGAUGUGUUACCCGGUGUGCAGUACGCUGUGCAGAUGAGAAACAUGGAGGAGCAUGGGCAAGGCCACUGGAGUGACUGGUCCUCACCCGUCUACACACACACAUGGACAGCCCCUAAGCCAACUGACGCCCCAGAGAGCAGUAAUAUCAGUGAGGAACCACUGAUUCUAAUUGUCAUCCCUGACACACCCCCUGAAUCAGAUGCAGUGGACAGACCUCCCAUAGAUGAUGGCUUCAUGUUGGCUCACAUGGUUUCAAUAAUGGGCUGCUGUGUGUUGAUGGUCAUCUUUAUCUUGGUGUUUGUACAAGUGAUCAGACACAAAAUACACUUUAAAUCGGGACUGGCAAAGUUGCGUGUCACUCCCCCACCUCCCAGCCCUCCUCUCCAGUUGCCUCCAUGUAAGACAAAAGUCCAGGACUGUCCUCCAAGCAGCAGUCCCUCUCAGAAGGACCAACAUGACCCCUCGCCAGCACAGGACCUCACCAAGCUGGACGUCCACUUCCAGAACAUGAGCUACUUCCUCGUGAAGAUGGAGCCCAAGUGUUAAGUGGCUGACAAACUUAAGAUUCCAGGAAGAUAUGCUAUUCUGUUGUAGUGCCCGGGAAGAAAAAACAGCUGUGAAAAAAAAUAAAUGUAAAUGAAUGAAUCUCUGACACUGAGCGCUGGAUUCGUCAGGGGAAAUCCUGACAUGCAGCUUGCAGACAAACAGGAAUGUGGAUGUGAGAAUGCUGGGAAGUCGGAUGGGAAAGGAACCUCAGAGCAGCCUGCCAGGUCCACAGAGUCACAGGAAGCAGCUUCCCUGAGGAUUUCACUGGAGCAUGUUUAACUGUUUCAAAACAUGUGGCCGUCCUCAAGUUUGGGCUUGUCCUGCUGUGUGUGUGUGUGUGUGUGUGAGAGAGAGAGAUAUGAAGAAUAUCCCAUCUUGCUGUUUGUAAAUAUGUAUGUUAAAAGGAAGGGUUAUGUAUAUUUUGUUCUAUUAGAAAACAAAGAUAUAUCUCAUGUUUAUAAAUAAUGUGCAUCAUAAUAAAAAAAGUGCCAAAUAA